Messenger RNA from Rhipicephalus microplus (southern cattle tick), 744 nucleotides. RefSeq lists its product as uncharacterized. Lineage: Eukaryota; Metazoa; Arthropoda; Arachnida; Ixodida; Ixodidae. Gene Ontology annotation, cellular component: anaphase-promoting complex. Gene Ontology annotation, molecular function: protein binding. The record is from RefSeq and is a predicted model, not a curated record. Gene Ontology annotation, biological process: protein ubiquitination; positive regulation of mitotic metaphase/anaphase transition; cell division.
AUGUCGAGGCGAGUCCGCCGGACCAGGCGGCGUCCGACCGACGACGACGACUUGGACGACUCGUACUUCCUCGCCAAGAGCUACCUGGACCUCCAGGAGUACGACCGCGUCGCGUACUUCACCAAGAACGCCAGUGGGACGACGCGGUUUCUCCACUACUACGCCAGGUACCUCUCGGACGAGAAAAAGCGACUGGACGACACCGUCGAGCCGAUCACGGCUACGGACCGCGGGGCGAGCCAGGAGCUCAAAGACCUGCAGGCUGAGUUGAGGGCCCUGCGGCCCAAGCUGGACGGCUUCUGCCUCUACAUCUAUGGCGUGGUCCUCAAGCGGCUCCAGCUGCGACAGCAAGCUAUUGACGUCUUCGUCGAGGCUGUGCAAGCCGAGCCCCUGCACUGGGGUGCCUGGCUGGAGCUGUCCUCAAUGGUGGCUGACUGCGACCACCUGCGAAGCCUCGUUCUGCCCGACCAUUGGAUGAAGCAGUUCUUCCUCGGCCACACCUACCUCGAGUUGCAGCUCAGUGAGGAGGUGCUUGAGACAUACGAGCAGCUGCAGAAGGGACCCUUCCUUGAGAGCACGUACCUUAUGGCACAGGUCGCCAUCGCCUACCACAACAUGCGGGUAGUCGACAAGGCCAUCGAGUGCUUCCAGAAGCUGCGCAAGGUUGACCCGUACCGGCUGGACAACAUGGACAUCUAUUCCAACCUGCUCUACGUCAAGGAGCUUGCAGUUCUGUUGUACUGA